AUGAAGAGUUACAUAUUUGUACUAAUCAAAGUGAUGUCUCUCUUUAGAUAUAAUGUAAUUCUCACUUCUAAGAAGCAAAUUAAACGUAGCUGUGGAAGCAGAAAACUGAUGCCUCAGCAGCUCUUCUGUUUGAGAGUACAGUAUGAGCAAGGUGUAUCCAAAAAUAAUUCUAACAUAAAAGAACAGCGGUCAGAUAAACUAGACUCUGUAGCAAAAGAUUUACUUCCAGCAAAAAGUAUUCACCAUUCUGUAAACAAGUUUCUAAAUGCAAAAGUUCAUCAUCAGAGAAGUAUAAGCAAAUAUUCCUUAACAGGUCAACAGCUGAAGAAAGAAUAUUUUCAUCUGGGGAAAAAUAACUACCAAAUCACACCUGUUAAUCGCUGUCUCAUUUCUGGCAACCUGUAUGGGAUUUCAAGAAAGUUGCUGAGGAUAAAAGAGAAUCUUAGUCAUCCACUAGUAGUCCAGUAUUCAACAACUGUUAAUCAGUGGUCUGCUGCUGGUAAUCAGCCAACUGUAGACAACAGUCGGAGCAACAUGGCUGACACAGAGCAUCCUGCAACAGGUUUUCAUCAUGUCAAGUGUCCAUCAACUGCCCACGGAGGACCUGCUGUCUCAGAUGAUGAUGUCCAGUUGAUGAAUGAUGCCAGGAAAAUAUUCGACGAAGCUGUUGAGUCAGUUCUUCCACAUCAUUUGGUUAGAAAUAAACUGAAGCUUUCUCAAAGUGGCACUGUUCUGAAAGUGGAUGAGGCAGAAUACCGUCUGCAGAAAAAUGUCUAUGUAAUAGGCUUUGGGAAGGCAGUCAUCGGCAUGGCCAGGGCUGUAGAUGAUUCUAUAGGAGAGCACAUUGUUAAAGGGGUUAUCAGCGUCCCUGUGGGAAUCCAGCAGAUGUUUAACGAGGAAGGCAAACAAGACAUGCUUGUGAAGCCAGACUCUCGUAUUAAAGUCAUGGAAGGAGCUCCAGGUAACCUGCCUGAUGAAGCAGCUCAUGAGGCAGCCAGAGAGAUCAUUAAGAUAGCUGAAGCAGUGAAGGAGGAUGACAUUUUGAUAGUGCUCAUUUCAGGUGGAGGGUCAGCAUUGCUGCCAAGUCCAAAACCACCAGUGACCCUCAAGGACAUGUUAUCACUGACCAGGUUAAUGUCCAGAUCUGGAGCCAAUAUUGUUCAGAUGAACACUGUGAGAAAGGAAAUUGAGAUUUUGAAGGGAGGAGGUCUAGCCAAACUGGCACAGCCUGCAAAGAUCAUCUCCCUUAUUCUGUCUGAUAUAAUCGGCGAUCCCUUAGACUUCAUUGCUUGUGGACCUACAGUAAAGAACGCAUGCACCCUUGAAGAUAGCACCCGAGUUUUAGAUGAGUUGAACAUCUGGUCCUCCAUCCCACAAUCUGUGAACAAACUGCUGAAGGAAGAACACAAUAAACGGCUUGAAGGUGACAGGGAAAAUGUAAACUGGUCUCUUGUGCAGAAUGUUCUAGUUGGUUCCAACAAGAGUGCUUGUGAGGCAGCAUGUGCUAGAAGUUCUAGUCUGGGCUAUUUGCCGUACCUGCUGUCCACACAAGUUGAAGGUGAAGCUCAAGAUGUUGGUCGGAUGUAUAUAAGUCUGGCAAAGUACAUAUCUUUGGGGCUGAAAGAAUCUGUGCAGAAAGAGGAACUAUCAGAUCUAGAAAAAAAGUUAGUAAAUACGUUUAAAAUUACAACUGAAAAGUUACGGGAAAUGCAAGUUCUUGCUCAACAGGCUGUAACAUCUGGUAAAAAGGGAGUGUGCAUUGUUGCAGGAGGGGAGACCACUGUCAUUGUGAAAGGUAAAGGUAUCGGUGGCAGAAAUCAAGAAAUGGCAGUAGCUGCAGCAUUGCAACUUGAAAAUCAAUUUCCGAACCUAGGCAAAGUGCAUGGUAGUAGCCAGUUACCUGUACCAACAAAUGUUGUAUUCUUAGCUGCAGGAACAGACGGCAUUGAUGGUCCCAACCCAGCUGCAGGUGGUGUCAUUUCUGUAGGUUUCAAAGCUGAUGCAGCAGUAGCAGGACUGGAUGUUGUUGAUUUUCUCAGUAGAAAUGACACUUAUACACUGCUGUCUCAGGUGGAUCAGGGGUUAAAUCAUGUGAUUACAGGGCAUACCGGUACAAAUGUCAUGGAUAUUCACAUUUUGUUAAUUACCACAUCUUAG
Molecule: messenger RNA, 2157 nt
Organism: Candidula unifasciata
Lineage: Eukaryota; Metazoa; Mollusca; Gastropoda; Stylommatophora; Geomitridae
Source: the annotation of a GenBank genome assembly